AUGGACGGAACCCAACCACAAGAGGUGGACAACUUCAUGUAUCUGGGCUGCACGCUCUCCCUUAACACCAAAGUUGACGAUGAAGUGGCUCGCCAGAUUACCAAAGCCAACCAAGUCUUCGACUGUCUUCAGAACACCAUCUGGAACCGCCAUGGUCUCCAUUUCAACAUCAAAUUGAUGAUGUACACGGUUGUCAUCCCGCCGACGCUGCUGUAUGGAGCCAAGACCUGGAUGGUUUACAUAAAGCAAGCGCGGAGACUCAAUCACUUCCACCUCAGCUACCUUCGACGGAUAUUGAAGAUGAGAUGGCAGAACCGGAUCUCCAAAACGGGUGUACUGGAAAGGACGGUGAAUCCUCAGCAUCUACGCCAUGUUGAGACAAUUGCAACUGUGUUGGAGCGGCCAAGUAGUGUAGAUGGACGACGAGCAGCUACCUAA
Spirometra erinaceieuropaei is the source of this 438-nucleotide messenger RNA. Lineage: Eukaryota; Metazoa; Platyhelminthes; Cestoda; Diphyllobothriidea; Diphyllobothriidae. The record is from the annotation of a GenBank genome assembly.